AUGGCCUCAUCCUCUCAGCUCGAAUUUGUGACCGUGGACGUGUUCACGUCCCAGCCAUACGGCGGCAAUCCGCUGGCCAUCGUUCGCAUCCCGCACGACCGGACACUAACUCAGGAACAAAAGCAAACCAUCGCGCGAGAGUUCAACCUAUCAGAGACCACCUUCUUACACGAGAAUGCGGAUGGUGCGACGGAGGACAAAUGGACCGUCGAUAUCUUCAUGACAUCGCAGGAACUACCGUUUGCGGGUCACCCGACCGUAGGCACUGCGUGUUAUGCUUUAGAGAGGACGGCUCGGGAGCGUGGUAUCCACAGCGGCGUCAUGGAAGCGAGCUUCAGCCUUAAAGCCGGAGAUGUUGGAUUGCGGUACGACUGCGGCAAGAUGACGGCAAAGGCUUCCAUUCCUCAUGACGUUCAUAUCCACGAGAAGAGAUACACCAAGGACGAGCUGUUCGCACUACAGCCUCGAUUAGCAGAAGCUCAUCAGGAAGGCAAGGUCGGGGUCAAAGACGACUUUGCUAUUGUCUCAAUUGUCAAAGGUAUGACCUUUGUUCUAGUCGAACUGGAGAGUGAAGAGGCCCUGGGUAUGGUAUCGCUAGCUGGCCAGUCUCUCAAAAUCCAAGGCCUGGAUCAAGGCUGGGACCAGACGUUCAUCGGGACAUAUUUCUUUGUUCGGACGGGAAAAAGCAACGAGGGCGUGACCAGAGUAAGGACCAGGAUGAUCGAGGGUCCAUUGGAAGAUCCGGCCACUGGUAGCGCCGCCAGCGAUUUGGCAGCAUAUCUUUCGUUGACAGCAGGAAGAGAAUCUAAGACGCUCAAGUACGAAAUUAUUCAGGGCGUAGAGAUGGGCAGAAGAAGCGAGAUCUUCAUCGAAGUCGAGAUGACCGAGGACGGAGCUGUAUCGCAGCUGUUUCUCGAAGGCGGCGCGGUGCAGGUAAUGGAGGGCCGAUUGACCAUCUGAGACUAUGGAAGAUGAUAGAUCCGAAAGUACGCGUGUAAGGGAGCUUCAAAUCGUUAAUCAAAGAACCCAACAUCGAGGGUUCACGUUAGAGAAAAUGCAACCUGAGAAGUUUCUGCGGGUGUUGGUUACAGAUGUAGAUCCAUUAUGCCUGAAGACACGUCUUGCCUCAGGCAUGCCGAAUGACCCGCAAACGCCGAACUACAUAGGGAAAUCCUGAUUCCGUAAUCCUCGACAACGCUCGAGGACCGAACGUGUAGCGGGGGUUUGACAUGAGCUGUCUCAGACCGAUUUGCCGGGAGCACGGUCUUUGAAUGUGGGCCAAAGGGGUAUCUUCGCUUGCAGAGUCGAUGGAGCAAGAUGCAGAUCUUCGAGAAUGGGUAUACACAAUUCUGCUAAUGGGUGGAGGAAUGUGCUGACUUCUCGCCUGGGCGCCGCGUUCAUAGUGGAGCUGGUGAGUCGUCUUGACCGGGUGGUAAGACGACUUGGCAAGCAGCG
Messenger RNA from Alternaria alternata, 1455 nucleotides. Its product is annotated as Diaminopimelate epimerase-like protein. Bases 1 to 960 code for a protein of 319 amino acids. The record is from RefSeq and is a predicted model, not a curated record. The transcript is spliced from 2 exons. Gene Ontology annotation, biological process: biosynthetic process. Gene Ontology annotation, molecular function: isomerase activity. Gene Ontology annotation, cellular component: cytoplasm. NCBI's taxonomy places the organism in Eukaryota, Fungi, Ascomycota, Dothideomycetes, Pleosporales, Pleosporaceae.